This is a messenger RNA of Entamoeba invadens IP1, 5025 nucleotides long. RefSeq names its product protein serine/threonine kinase, putative. NCBI's taxonomy places the organism in Eukaryota, Evosea, Mastigamoebida, Endamoebidae. Bases 1 to 5025 code for a protein of 1674 amino acids. The transcript has 2 exons. The record is from RefSeq and is a predicted model, not a curated record. Gene Ontology annotation, biological process: protein phosphorylation. Gene Ontology annotation, molecular function: ATP binding; protein kinase activity.
AUGACUCAUAACUAUCGUGUAUCAUUUAUUUUCUUUGUAUUUUUCAAUGUCGUAUUUUCUGCAAACAUGAUUUGUGAAGUGAGGUAUUAUGUUUCGGAUUCUAGUUGUUUUCUUUGUAACGCUGGAUAUUACUGUCCAGAUGGAAUUAAUAAGUAUCCUUGCCAAAAAGGUUAUUACUCGAACGAUCAAGCCGUAAGCUGUACAAUAUGCCCAGAUGGAAAAUACGCACCAAAUAACAGUUCUUCUAGUUGUAUCACUUGCGAAGCCGGGACGUAUUCUAAUGGGGACGAAAAAGAAGUUUGCACCAAAUGCUCUGCUGGUACUUAUUCGUAUUUGGGGUCAUCCAAAUGUAGUAAUUGUAUUGCUGGAACUUAUUCCUCAUCGGGAUCUUCAAUUUGUACAUCAUGUUUAAAUGGUUCUUAUUCAUUGGAUGGUGCUUCUAAAUGUAUGCCAUGUAUUAAUACCACAUGUGCUACUUGUAAUCCAACAAAUGGGAAGUGUACUUUAUGUUCAGUUGGAAGUGGCUUAAUUUCUGAUGGAAUUUGUAAAAAAUGUGAAGCGGGUUAUCACUCAGCUGGUGGUGCUAUUUCGUGUACAAAAUGUGGUGUUAACCAAUAUUCUUUUAUAGGAAGUGGUUCUUGUACCGAAUGUAAUUCGACUUGCAAAACAUGUAAUAACACAAAUGGAAACUGUCUAAAGUGUUACACAAAUUCUUAUGUUUCAAAUGGUGUUUGUAUGACUUGUCCCGCUGGUCAAUAUUUUAACAUAAAUAAAUGCUUGGAUUGCCAAGAUCAAACUUAUUCUUCAGCGAACAGUUCUACUUGUUUAAAUUGUAUUUCAUGUGUAACAUGUGACAGAACAAACGGGCAUUGCACUUUGUGUGGUAAGGGGCAGUUUAUAAAUAACACCAUUUGCUCCAAUUGUCCUUCUGGUACGAAUGGAGAUGGCACCCAAUGUACCCCUUGCCAAAUCGGAUCAUAUUCAAGUUCUUCUGGAAGUGAUAGUUGUACGCUAUGUAGUGAGAUUUAUUAUUCAGAUAUAAUGUCUUCAACUACAUGUAAAAAAUGCAGCAAUUAUUGCAAUUUAUGUGAAAUAGAAAGUGGAUUAUGUUCUUCGUGUAAAUCUGGUUGUGUAUUAUCAGAAAACCAUUGUUAUCCAUGUAAGGCUGGAACGCUGGCAAUUCAACUAACAAACAAAUGUAAUGUCUGUCCAGCAGGAACUUAUUCAUUUAUGCAAUCAACAACGUGUUCAAUAUGCCAAACAAAUACGUAUUCACAUGGAAAUUCAUCCCAAUGUUUGCAAUGCAGUGAUAAUUGUUCAUCUUGUAAUAACACAAAUGGGAAUUGCAUUACUUGCAUUUCUGGGUUUGGAUUAGACAAGAAGUUUAAUUGUAACAUCUGUCCAACCGGAACUUAUGCAAAUUCAACAAACAAUAAAUGCCAACAAUGUGACAUUAAUACGUACCAAUCAAAACAAGGACAAACAUUUUGCAAUACAUGUGAUAUCAACUGUGAAACGUGUGAUAACAUCAGUGGUAAAUGCCUCAUGUGUUACGCUGGAUAUGGACUUGGUCAUAAUGGAAAUUGUGAAAUUUGUGUUGAUGGAUAUUAUUCACUUGGUGGAACUUUAUCGUGUUUAGCCUGUCCAAGUGAGUGUACAAACUGUUGUAGAGAGAGUGGGGAGUGCACAUCAUGUCAGUCUGGGUUUAAGCAAAUAAUAAACCAAACCACCGGAAAUGAAGAGUGUGUCUCAUGUUCAUUAAAUAAUAAUUGUUCUUCAUGUGAUUUGAAUGUAAAUGAAACUGAGAGAAACUGUAUUGAGUGUGUAAGUGGGUAUUACUUGGAAGAUAACAAGUGCAAAGAGUGUUCACAAAUAACAAAUUGUGUACAGUGCUCAUUUAAAAACAAAGAUUGUUUGGCAUGUUCUAAUGACUUAGUUACAACUGGUGAUGGAUGUAUUUCAUGUGAAGAAGGCAAAGUUAAAGUCACUUCCAAUGUGUGUGUAAGUUGUUUUGAUUUAAUUCAAAAUUGCCAACUAUGUAAAUAUAACAACGGGAUACAAACAUGUUUAAAAUGUUUUGCGCCGUAUGUUAUAAAUGAUAUGACAUCUGAGUGUGUUUUUGCAUAUUCAAACACAACACAUUAUAAUUAUGAAGAAUCGAAAGAAGAUGUCAAUGAUGUUGGCUGUCUGCAUCAAGUAAAUUCUUCGUGUUUUAUGUGUGAUGAAGAUCACAUUUUAGUCAAUAAAGAAUGCAUUGAAAAACAAAAUGAAAUUUGCUUUGAUUAUUCGUUGAAAACAUGCGACAACUGUACCGAGAACAUCAUCACAACAAACGGAAAUUGUUCAAUUGAAAAUACAUGCAAAUACCAACUCAGUCAAUACAACCAGACUAAUUGUUUGAUAUACAAUAAUGACACACAAGUAGGCAUCAAAGUCGACAACUGCAAAUACACUCAAAACGAGUUUUGUUAUAUGGCGGACGACGGAUAUUACACAACAUUAAAAAACAAUGGAUUAACUGCAAAUUGUGACAAUGCAAAGAUCUGUCAAAAUGUUAAUAAUAAUACAGUCGACAUAUCAUGUAAAAGUGACUUUGUAAUAACAUCAAAUUCUUUUUGUUCACAAGACACAAAUUGUGUUAAUUAUAAUGGGAGUGUGUGCACAACAUGUAACUCAAAAUAUCACAUAGAAAAUGGUGGAUGUAUUUGCAUCGUGUGUGAAAACAAAAUGACAGUUGAUAGCAAAUGUAUUUCAACUGAUAUAAUUAAUUGUAAAGAAUUUGUUGGUGGUGUUUGUAAACAAUGCGAAGACGAUUAUUACAAAGACAUGACUGGGUGUUUGCCAAUAAGAGAAAAAUAUUUAGAUUGUGAGCAUGUGAAUGUUGUGUUGUCGUCGUGUUUAGAGUGUAAAAAAUCCUUUGUUCUUGUCGACAAUUCAUGUGUUGAAAACGAUAUAAACAAAAACACAACAAAAACAUUUGAUUUCCAAGCAUCGAGUGAAAUAGCAAACAACUGUGUGCUAAGAAGUUCAAAGGGUUGUUUGCGUUGUUGUGAUGGGUAUUACAUACUUAACUCACUUUGUGUAAAAUGUGAAUACCCGUGUACACAAUGCUCGAAUUUGACAUAUUGCACAAAGUGUGAUUCAUAUUCAUACACCAAGAAUGGCAAAUGUAUUGAAAUAAAUGAGUUAUUAAGUACGUGUGAUGUGAUGAUGUCCACAUACGAAGGGUGUGUUGCUUGCAAAGACGGGUACAUGCGAUCUUCUGAUGGCAAGCAAUGUGUUGUGUGUGACACGUCGUGUGCAACGUGUUCCAAUGAUGGUGAUUGUGUGAUUUGCAGUGAUGGAUAUUACAGAACGCCAAACAACAACACAAAGCUGUGCAACACACAGACAGACUUGAACAACUGUUUGAACAAGACGACGAGUGGGUGUACAUUAUGUGAAGGUGGUUUUGCACUGAAAGACAAUUUGUGUUACAAAUGUGGUAAAAACUGCACUUUAUGUGAUGACACUUAUGAGUGUUCAGAGUGUGCUGCAAACAACAUUUUAAAAGACGGCGUGUGUAUUCACUUCUCACAGAUACCAAAUUGUAUUUCAUCACAAAAUUCCCUUUGUUGGAAGUGUGCAAAUGGCUACAAGUUAAGUGCUGACAAAAUUGAGUGUUUUGUAAACACGAAUUAUGGUGUUGUUAUUGGCUUUCCUAUUGCAUGUGUUGUUGUGUUUGUAAUUGUCAUAAUUGCAAUAGUAACCGUUGUACUCCUAUUGGUCUUUCAAAAGAAAGACAACAAAGACGCCGAAAAUGUAUGUGUUUUCAAUAUGAGUCGCUCCAAUAUUGUGAUGACUAAACUUGAUGGCGAAAUUCUUUCAAACAAACAAGAAAUAUCAUUUGGUGGUGACAACGACAAGAUUCACAUUGAGUAUGAAAGUCGUGAAUUGUUGUGUGUUGGCAACUCGUCAAAAGGAAAUGUGAAAAUCCAAAUCACAACAAAAGACAAAUGCGACAAAUACACAAUUCGCACAGAACCACAAAUAGUGACUUUAAAAAAAGGAUUUGCAUGCGAAUUUGAAGUCUUUUUAACACCACUUUGCACUAUGGAUUUGAGUGACGAAAUUGUUAUUAUCUCACUCAACUUAAACAGUGGAAAACAACAAGCAACAACAAUUCAUAUUAAUGGACAAGUGGAGAACUCAACACAUCUUGACUCAGACGAAUUAAAAGAAGAGAAGAAAAUAGGCGAGGGGUCUUUUGGAAUAGUCUUCAAAGGAAAAUAUCGAGGAAACAUUGUUGCCAUAAAAAAAAUGAAAAUAGGCUCAGGUGAUAAUUCACAAAUAGACGAAUUUAAGAAGGAAGUUGCGAUGUUGGACAAAUUUCGAAGUGAUUAUAUCGUCCACUUCUAUGGAGCUGUGUUUAUACUUAACAAAAUUUGUAUGGUCACUGAAUUUGCACCUUUUGGUUCAUUAAAAGACGUUUUAAAAAGCAAAAGACUACAAGAAAUAGUUAUGAAGUUGCGAGUCAAAUAUUGUAUUGAUGGUGCAAAAGGAAUAUUUUAUUUGCAUGAAAAUGGGAUACUACACAGAGAUAUCAAACCAGAUAAUUAUCUCAUAUUUUCAUUGGAUCCAAAUGAAAAAGUGAAUGCAAAAUUGACUGAUUUUGGAACAAGUCGAAACAUUAAUAUGAUGAUGACUAACAUGACAUUCACGAAAGGUAUUGGAACACCAAAGUACAUGGCGCCUGAAAUUUUGAAUAAAAAACAUUACAAGAAACCAGCUGAUGUUUACUCAUUUGCUGUUUCAAUGUUUGAAAUCAUCACAUGGAAUGAAGUGUUCAAGAAGGAAGAUAGUAGAUUCAAAUAUGCGUGGGAUAUAGCAGACUUUAUUAGUGCAGGUAAUAGGCUUGUUAUUCCAAAAGAAGUUCCUGAUGAAAUGGCCAAAGUGAUUAAAACAAGUUGGGCACAAGAAGAACAUAACAGAAUGAAAAUAGAAGAAAUCAAAGAAUUGAUAGAGCAGUACUAUACUAAAUUAUAA